This is a messenger RNA of Symbiodinium natans, 435 nucleotides long. NCBI's taxonomy places the organism in Eukaryota, Dinophyceae, Suessiales, Symbiodiniaceae. The record is from the annotation of a GenBank genome assembly.
AUGGCUGCGGUGGCUCCAGCCUUGUCAUCUUUCCAGGGUUUCCCUGCUCUCAGCCGAAUGCCAGAGCCCAAGAAGCCCCCCGAAGUCGCGAGUGACCUGGACGUGGCGCCUCUUCCGCCGCUUGAACUUCUGACUACCCGGCUCUGGAGUGAUGGAGUCGACGCGGAAGUGUCUCGGCGAGUUUGCGUGGAUUCCCCGGGCAUGGCGGUCGGGUCGCUGGAGUCGUGGCGGUCCUACUUUUCGGAGAGCUUUCCGGACAUAGCGACGGCCCCUCCAAAUCGAAUCCUGCACAAUCUUCACACCGCAUGCAUGGACAAGUUGGCGGAGGAGAUGUCGACGGGUCCGGGGAGGCUGAAGCUGAAGAAUGAGGUUGCUGUGCGCAGGCACCAGGUCAGCCCAGACAACCCAAAGAGACUUCCGUGGAAGCUUUGGUAG